Penaeus chinensis is the source of this 4468-nucleotide messenger RNA. RefSeq names its product follistatin-like. Gene Ontology annotation, molecular function: protein binding; activin binding. The record is from RefSeq and is a predicted model, not a curated record. NCBI's taxonomy places the organism in Eukaryota, Metazoa, Arthropoda, Malacostraca, Decapoda, Penaeidae. Gene Ontology annotation, biological process: regulation of BMP signaling pathway; multicellular organism development; negative regulation of activin receptor signaling pathway.
CCCUCCCCCUCCCCCUCCGCCCUACACACCCCAAUCUCACUUAUCGUCCCUAACAAUCCCCCCCGAGGAAUUGCACGAGCAAUAGCGGCGCUGACCCUUUUAAGUGGACAGUAAGGACUGAUCAGAGAUAGAUGCACACGCCCAAGGAAGCACUGCGGGCGGCUGGCAGUUCGGGUCGAACACACGGGCGCUCGUAGGUGAUAAGGAAGACGGAGAGACACUUCUGGCGGGCAUGAUAACACGACUCGAAUUUUAUGAACACACAGGGAGACUAUAGAAAUCGCCUCAUCUAGUGAUGCUCCAAGACGUGGCUAAUCUCGGCCUAGACAUCGACAGGGAACCGUAGCCCCUUGGGUGAUAUUUGUACAAUUGAAGCCUACGUUGCAGUGACUAUAUUGUUGACCAAGAGCUUCGAAUAGUUGGACCGUGCGUCACCUAAGCUAGUGAGAGAGAGAGAGAGAGAGAGAGAGAGAGAGAGAGAGAGAGAGAGAGAGAGAGAGAGAGAGAGAGAGAGAGAGAGAGAGAGAGAGAGAGAGUAUGAGUUAGGUUGACGUACGCACUUCAUUGAAAAGAAGGGAAAAUCAAGAAUAAGAGAGAAAAAACAGAAAAGAAAAGAAAAAGAAAAGAAAAGAAAAGUCAUAAAAAAGAGAAAGAAAGAAAAAAAAGAAAGACAGAAACAAACAAACAAACAAACAAAAAACGCACACCUCCCCCGUUAAUUGGUCUUUCCAAUUCUGUGCGCAUCCCCAUUCCGGUCUACGUUGACCGCGAUUCGUGUGUGUGCGCCAGCGUUGGUCCGUCAGCCCUCCUUGCCAUCCCGUGACACCCCGCGCGCGAUCCUGGCGAGGAUGGUGCAAGGCAACGCGUCCUCUGCAGGAUUCACUCGCCUCCUGAUGGCGACGUUUCCGAUCCUACUCCUGGUGACAGCUGCUUGCGCCUCGCUGCAGACUGCAGCUACAUGUACCGGCAUGCGCUGCGGAGAGGACCGAAAGUGUGUGGUGCGCGACGGUGCCCCGAGGUGCGUGUGCAGCCCCCAGUGCCACCUGAAGCACAAGGCACCCGUGUGUGGCUCCGAUGGGCGGACUUACGUUUCGGAGUGCCAUCUCCUGAAGCGGGCGUGCAGGAAGAGGCGGCGGCUGCUCGUCACGCAUUACGGACCUUGUCAGACAUGCAGCGGUGUGCGUUGCAGCGCGGGCAAGACCUGUGUCCUGGACGAGCAACUGAUCCCACGCUGCGUCCGAUGCCCCACGACCUGCCCAGCCCCCGAGAAGCCCCGACCGAUCUGCGGCGCCGACGGACGGACGUACCCCUCGCCGUGCCACCUGAAGCGGGCAUCUUGCCGCGCUCAGAAGGAGAUUCCGAGAGCCUACAAGGGCGCCUGCCGAGAUGGCGCCACGUGCAACCAGGUGCGCUGCUGGCGGGACCAGCGAUGUCUGACGCACGUGAGCACGGGGAUGCCCCAGUGCACAUGGUGCGGCUCCCUUGACUCGUGCAGGACAUCCUCCCGCCCCAUCUGUGCCUCCGACGGUAAGGUGUACCCCUCAUGGUGCGCCCUUCGCCACGAGGCCUGCCGCUCCGGCCGCGCCCUGCCCCCCGCCCUCCACCACCACUGCUCGGCGAACGGCACCAAAACCGACGACUGCAAGCUCGACUCCGGCAAGCGCGGGAAGCAGCGGAAGGAGAAGCGCAAGCAGAAGAAGCUGAAGGAACGUCGACGGCGCCUGCAUCGCCUUCAGGACCUGGGUGUUGUCGUCACGACCCCGAGCUCGGUGGCGGACCGGGUCGACAACGAGCAACCGAACGCUUCUGAGGUGUUCGUUGGGUCGGCGGAGGGCGAGAGAGGCCAGGAGGAAGGGGAUGAGAGAAGAGACUCGGAGAGGAAGAAGAAGAGGAGGAAGAGGAGGAAGGGCUGCAGGACCGAAAGAGGGAAGAAGAAAGGCGACAGACGAGCGAAGGGGGGAGGGGAGUGAUCGCCUUUCGUCACCGCUUAGAAACCCUACCCCCUACCCCCCCCCCCCCAGCGGCGACGCAAUCGACAGGGAGACUUUCAAGAUCUCUCGUAGCCAAACGAAACACGAGUAAAAUAAGAAAGAAAGAAAGGAAGGAAGGAUAAGACAAAAUAAUAAUUCAUAAUAAUGAUAAUGAUAAUAAAAAGGAUCGAUCAAAACUUCCGACUGUAUGGUUAUUUUAUUCUUAAAGACUAGUGAUCUGCUUUGAAUGAGGUUUUGUGGAUGAGGAAUAGAUAUUAGUGGCUUUAUAAAGCUGUUCAUUGCAUCAUACGUGGGUGAGACUAGAAUGCGCGCUAUAGUGAAUGUUAUGAUAAUUAAUUAACGAAUCUGUGUGAAAAAUAUAGGAUGGACAAUUCUACUGAGCACAAAUGAUAUUAUUUUAAGACUUCUAUACAGCUCUAAUUGUAUGUGUUACACUGUAAGAAAUAUAUAAAUGUACUGUGUUGUUUCACACUACGGUAAAAUCUAUGAUGCUUUCGUGGUAUUUUUUAACAUAUUCCAACGACGUCGAAAAUGUGUCUGGAAUUAAUCAAGCCAGUCUCUAUCUGUUUCUCUUAAUGCUUAUAAAUUUGUUUUUUUUUUUCUUGCAAUUCUCUUAUUUUGUUAUACUCGUUAUAUCUUAUCACUGCAGUUGUUCCUUAAUACAUAUAUUUCUAUAACGUAACCAGGACAUUGUACAAAAUACAUUACAGUAUACUUCAUUACGUAUGGUUACAGAGCUAUUUCGACCUUUUGUUUCGUUAUCUGUGUUCGUAUUGUGUUGGCUAUACACAAAACCAUUACUCUCUCUCUCUCUCUCUCUCUCUGUCUCUCUCUUUUAAACUCUUCUUAUUCGUAACUGACGUGGUUUGAUAUAAUAAGCACUACUUGGUUUAUAUUUCAUCCAUUAGCUCGCAUUUAUUUAUUUUUCUUCUUCUCUCUUUCCUUACCACUUCGUAGCAUUUCGUAUGGUUUCAUAGCGAUAAUCGUUUAGGAAAAGGAUUACCCAUUCUGCGUUUAUUAAGCAUCGGCUUUCAUAUCUCCUUCCAGUCUUCGCAUCUUAACGUUACAUUUCAUAAUGCAGACUCUUUUUUUUUUACUAUACCUUUAUGCUGACGAAUCAUUUGUAACACAAUUUUCAGGAGAAAAUAAAAUUAACAUAAGAGUUUUUAAUAGAUAUGCAAAGUCUUGAUUAUCUAUCAAAUCGCCGUGUUUCUUAGCAAUGGGUAUUCCGUUUCCUUGUCAAAAACCUAAUUCUGUAACUCUUCUAAUGUUGCACUUUUUCAGACAUACGUUUACACUGAUCUGCCAAUAGCUAUGUGAUAUCUGUACUGUAGGUUUUACAUAGUGUGCGAAUCCCCAGAAAGUUAUAUUACUUAUUGAGAUCGACGGAAACAGGUUUAACUAUUCCUGUAUCUAGAUUUACUAAAAGGGCGGUAGAAAAAAGAAGACUGUACUUUUCCCAUACCUAAACCAACACAAGCAUAGCUGCUACGAUGUUCAAAAUGCUGGCCAUUUUCCCCAGCCCCCCCAAAAGAAGGUAUUAAAUGACUAUAAUUUGAGGUGUACAUUUCCCGUUCAAAAUGCAGAAUUUCAGCACGAUUAUGACUCCAAAGUCUCGUUUUGCUUUGAGUUCGACGAAUAGAUGGUCACUAUCACCUGGGCAAUUUGCUGGAGUUGAUUGGGAUCCAAACAAACACAGAUGACACGACUAAAGUGAUUGGUGAGGAGACUGUGUGCUUUGGUCGCUCUUUCCGCCUGUGGUUUGGCUAAUGGGGGACGCUUUAUAAUACUGAAAGAGUGUUUGUAGAAGUGGGUGGGAACUCUGUACUGAGUGUUCUUGCUUUGUUGCAGAAAGUAAUUCACUCGCAAUUGUGAAUAAGUUUGCAUAAGAGAAAAAAAAGUUCUCUGCAACUGUGCUCUUUUGCAGUCUACUGUGUAAGUACCUACAUAGACAGUGAAAUAGUUCUUCUUAAGUUUUAUGCAUUAUGUGUCUAAAUAUUGUAGUGUUAUAACGAGUUGUUAUAACAAACUUUGAAAUCAGAUGUCUGAAAGGUCCUAGGUACAGAAAGCUGAAUAAUAUUUAUGUACAAUUAAUAAUUCAAAAAUAUGAAAAGAAUACCGUGGUUCUGUAUUACUACUUUAGUGUGUACAGAAUUAGCAUAAUAAAAGAAUAUCUUGACAGUAUGUAGAAUUAUGAUUCUGGAACUAUUCUCUUUUAACACACCUUUCAGCGCAUUUUAGAAGGAUUUUUGAGAUUUCAUUUAAUUAUAAAAUAUAGGAAAAAGUUUAUACAUGACGUUGGUAUAUUGAAAAAUCGUAAUUAUUCUAAUGUGUUUGAUAAUUGUCUAUAUUACGUGAUUCAUAAAGCUCAUUGAAAGAGUACUAUUGUGAAAAUAAUAGACAAAUAUAAAUUUUAUAUUAUAAGAAAGAUUACAUAAACAGAGUGAGAGACAAAGAGAGAUAGAGAUAAAGAUAGA